Molecule: messenger RNA, 2261 nt
Organism: Alosa sapidissima (American shad)
Lineage: Eukaryota; Metazoa; Chordata; Actinopteri; Clupeiformes; Clupeidae
Gene: snx7
Product: sorting nexin 7
Exons: 10
Coding region: 116-1537 (473 amino acids)
Molecular function (GO): phosphatidylinositol binding
Source: RefSeq, a predicted model, not a curated record
UUAAUGCGCAGUAACGUUCAUUCACUCCAACCUUUCUGAAAAGUUGAGGAGUUUUUCGCAAUUCGCUGGUGAAGUUCAUGGGCUGGCUGUGGUUGAAAAAAACAUAAAGAGAGUCAUGAGUGGGAAUGUCGCCGAUUCAGCUGUCUCUCCGACUACCCCAGCUCAAACAAUUCCGGCAGAUCUUUCAGGACAAAUGUUAGAAUUAGAUGAAGACGAUGAUUUGGAAGUAUUCAGCAAGGAUACAACAAACACAGACGGAGGGUCUUUCAAUGCCUCCAUACAGACGUCGCCGGGCUCCAUGAUUAACCAGUACAAAUUUGACGAGGAGGAAGAGGAAGAGGACCCAGGUGCCAAAGACCUCUUCAUCACAGUGGACAACCCAGAGAGCCAUAUCACUACCAUUGAGACAUUCAUCACUUACAGGGUUGUCACCAAGACCACCCGCAGCGAGUUUGACUCCUCUGAGUAUGAGGUACGCCGGCGCUAUCAGGACUUCCUGUGGCUGAGAGGGCGUCUAGAGGAGGCCCACCCCACGCUGAUUGUGCAUCCCUUACCAGAGAAGUUUGUCAUGAAGGGGAUGGUGGAGAGGUUCAAUGACGACUUCAUCGAGACCCGCCGGAGGGCCCUCCACCGCUUCCUCAACCGCAUCGCCGAGCACCCUAUCCUCUCCUGCAACGAAGACUUAAAGGUCUUCCUUAGUGCUCAGGCCUGGGAACUGGCCUCUCACAAGAAGCAGGGCCCGGGCUUCCUCAGUCGGAUGGGGGAGACGGUCAGAGCGGUGGCAGCGUCAGUGCGCGGAGUGAAAAACCGGCCGGAAGAGUUCAACUCCAUCCAGGACUAUGUGGAGUCCUUCAGCCAGAAGAUGACCUCGCUGGACCGAAUCACUCAGAGGAUAGUCAAAGAGGAAAGGGAGUACCUGGAGGAGAUGAAGGAGUACGCCCCCACCUACACACUCUGGUCGGGCUCGGAAGAGGAGCUGGCUGAGCCCCUGAAGGGCGUGGCCAACUGUCUGGACAGGUGUUUCCAGGAGACGGAGGGACAGGUGCGCCAGCUCUCGGACUGCCUGGCCCCUACCCUGCACGAGUAUGUGCUGAGUACCGACACCUUAAAGGCCGUGCUCAGAAGACGAGACAACAUGCAGGCUGAGCUGGAAGCCAAGAACGAGGCGCUAGCCGCCAAGAGGGCUGACCGAGACGCGGACCCCAGAGAGCGCGGCGUUGUGUGGCAGAGCCUGCUCAGCAAAAACCCAGAGGAGGCCCGACAGCAGCGGCAGCAGAGGCUGACCGGGGAGAUCGGCGAGCUGAAGGAGGAGAUCGAUAAGCUGGAGGACCGCGUGGAGUGGGCCAACAACGCUCUGAAGGGGGACUGGAGUCGCUGGCAGAGGAGCAUGCGGAGCGACCUGAAGGACGCCUUCGUCUCCACCGCCCAGAAGAACGUCGACUACUACGAGAAGUGUCUCUCCGUGUGGGAGUCCUUCCUCGUGUCCAUGCGGGCUGAUGUCGGCGGAGUGGACCAGCAGGCCGGCGGCGACUCUUAACCACCUCCUGACGCCCCUCUGCCAUUUCUGUGGACCACCAAAGAAAAUGCCCCACCCUCCCCUACCCCUACCCCACCCCACCCCACCAACAACCACCAGUUUCAACCCCACGGCAAUCUCCCCUCCUUCCCACUGCCAUCACACUACCCUGUUUUUCCUCUCCUCUCUCCUGUUUUUUUAAUGGCCCACCAGCUCGUCACAGACAAUAACAAACCCGUGGAAAGAGAGCGCCCCCCGCUGUGCGCCUCCGGGGGGGGGAUCGAGCACGUAGCUCUCCCGGCGUUAGCCUUGGGGAGAACGAUGAGGAGGGGGGGGAAAAGAAGAAAAAAAAAAAAGACUAGAUCUGUGAUGAAUCCAUGACAACCUUCAUCUGAGCAACACAGGAGGGACGGGACUCUUGUUCGCCGCCUUUUUACUCUGCCGUGUGUGUGUGCGUGUGUGUUUGUGUGUGUGUGCGAGCGAGUGUUUGUGUGUGUGGAUUUUGAUACCAGACUCACAACACACGGUCAUGCCAAAUGUUUUAUACACUCUUUUUUUCCUCUCCUUCACCGCUCACUUGAUGAUAAGAAACUGUAGGAUUUUUAAUGAUCAUAUAAUAAAGGGUAACUAAAUGUAAAGAUAUUUGAUAAGGUUACUGAGAUUUUUUUGUUGAACUUAACUAUUAUUUAGCAUGUAUUGAAAAUGCCCUUUCUGUGGUUUACUGCAAAUAGAAGAUUUUCAAGAA